AGUGGGCCAGCGUUUAGAAGUUUACUUUCUUUUUUCGUCUAUUUUUCUUACAUUAAUUGUGAUAAAACUAAAUUAUUUAUUGUAGUUACUAUGGCUCGCUAUUUCAAGGAACAAGACAUUGACGAAUUCCGUGAAUGCUUCUACCUAUUCGCCAGAUCUGGACAAAUUACAUCCCUAGAUGAACUGACUGUUGUGAUGAGGUCGCUGGGAAUGAGCCCCACCAUACAGGAGCUUACAGGAUAUUUGAAAGGCAAAGGAGGGAAAAUGUCAUUUGCUGAUUUCCUGGAGGUGAUGCACAUACAUUCCAGAGCUGAGAACUUACCACAUGAAGUGGUGAAUGCAUUCAAAGCUGGUGACAUUGAGAAGAGGGGCUCUGUCCCAGCCAAACAGCUGAGAAACCUCUUGCAAAACUGGGGAGAAGGGUUGUCUUCUCGUGAGGUGGACAACAUAUUUCGCGAGGCGAACGUGAGCAACAAUGGGACGGUCCGCUACGAGGACUUUGUCAAGAUCGCCUGUGCGCCCGUGCCUGAUUACUACUAAUUACUAAACUAUCAUGGAGACUAGACAGAGAGGGAAUAGAGAUAGAGAUAACCGAAAUGUAAGCUACUCUCAAUGCCAAAACAAUUUACCUUAUUUUCUCGACAAACUGAGUGCAUUAUAUCUUGCAGUCAUCUGGUUGAAUCUGCUAUUUGACUAAAUGACUAGUGAAUUCAUUGAAUGAAACCAUUUAAUUUAAUGACGAAAAGUCAACUCGUCAAGUCGUUGACUGUAACAUUUAACAUCUAAAGGCCAACGGGUUCAGUCUUUAACUGUAAAUUGAAUGGUUUCAUUCAAUUAAUUUGCUAAUAAUAAUAGUGCGUACUUUCGUAACGACGACACAACGCACCAUAUCAGUGUGGUGGCCGCGCCCUUAUUUGAUACUUUGAUGGAUCUCUUUGCCUUGCAAGAGAUAAUCCUCUCUUUAGUCUCUAAUGGCCUAGUACUUAUUUUUAAAAGCACUUAUUUAUUAUUACAUAUUAGUAUAAAAAAUGAAAUUCAUUAUUUUGAAGUCUGAUUUUAUAAGCGGGACCAAAAGCAUUUUAGUAUUUUAUGUAUUGAUGCAGCUACUAGAUAAUGAUAUGUAUAUUAUAUUGUUACGUGAUUUUUAUUAAUAUAUUUUGUCACAUA
Molecule: messenger RNA, 1167 nt
Organism: Aricia agestis (brown argus)
Lineage: Eukaryota; Metazoa; Arthropoda; Insecta; Lepidoptera; Lycaenidae
Product: calmodulin-like protein 4
Exons: 6
Coding region: 91-540 (149 amino acids)
Cellular component (GO): myosin II complex
Molecular function (GO): calcium ion binding
Source: RefSeq, a predicted model, not a curated record